Paecilomyces variotii is the source of this 1329-nucleotide messenger RNA. RefSeq names its product putative lipase. The coding region runs from base 239 to 1264 and encodes 341 amino acids. The record is from RefSeq and is a predicted model, not a curated record. Gene Ontology annotation, molecular function: hydrolase activity. Lineage: Eukaryota; Fungi; Ascomycota; Eurotiomycetes; Eurotiales; Thermoascaceae. The transcript has 3 exons.
GCAUCGACCAGACCAUCCCGCGCAAUGAGUCUCAUGCAGGUUGUCAUGGAUAAUAAUACUAAAAGCUGCUAUUCGGGGGCCAUGGCUCACAAGGUAUGCUUCGUUUCCCCCCUCUUACUUAGAGUUGUUUAUCGGACAAUAAUCCGGGCAGGAAUUGAUAAAUAGACCUUAUCACCAUAUGUCCCGUAGUAUACUGCAAAGAUCAUACAUAUAUACGUAUAAGUUGAAUUAAACCACCAUGUCUAUCUCUGCGGAUCCCGCACCACAACCUCCAUACCCACUGCACGAGUCUGUCCGCGAUAGACUACACCCAGAAUACGUCGCUUUCUACAGUAAAUACAUCAUCAACCAGCAACAAGUCCACUUGCAGCCUGUUUCUGCAUCCAGAACGAGCGGAAUCCUCAUCCCGGGGGGAGGUCCAGUCCUCGAAGUCGGAAAGACCGAAGAUAUCAAUAUCAAGCGACAAGAGACGGAAGGUCCUGAUGUUUCAGUCCGAGUGUUCACACCAGAAGGAACGAGGCCCGAGGGAGGCUGGCCUGUCUUCUUAUAUUUUCACGGAGGUGGCUGGGUGCUAGGGAAUAUCGAUACCGAAAAUACAGUCUGUAGUAAUAUCUGCGUGAGAGCGAAAUGUGUCGUCGUCACUGUUGACUACAGACUCGCCCCCGAAGAUCCUUUCCCUGCCGCUGUCCAUGAUUGCUGGGAAGCCCUCCUCUGGCUCAUCUCUCCCGAAACCGCCUCACGUCUAUCAAUCAACACCAGCAAACUCUCCACCGGCGGUUCCUCCGCAGGCGGAAACCUCGCAGCGAUAAUGACACACAAGUCCCUUUCUCGACCUGAGCUCUCCAUUAAAUUCCAGACUCAAGUCCUCGUUGUCCCUGUCACAGACAACACGGCGACAAUCGCCAAUAACUGGUCCUGGAACGAAUUCCAACAUACCCCAGCCCUUCCGGCGCCGAAGAUGAUGUGGUACAGGAAAAAUUACCUCCCCAACGAAGCGGAUUGGUGUAACCCAGAAGCAAGUCCGUUGCUUUACGAAGAUGAUUGGUCAAAGUUACCUCCCGCGACGGUGAUUGUGGGAGAAUUGGAUGUAUUGAGGGCGGAGGGGGAACAGUAUGCGGAGAAGUUGAAGAAGGCAGACGUGCCCGUCGAGCUGCAUGUUAUGCAGGGUAUGCCGCAUCCGUUUCUGGCAAUGGAUGCGGUGCUGGAGGCAGGAAAGAAGGCGAUCACAUUGGCGUGUGAGGCAGUGGAGAGGAGUUUUCGUUGAAAUGGAAUAUCCGUAUAGAAUAGAUUUGAACCAGGGCUAGUGGGAGGUCGAUGUCGGAACAUAUU